Pomacea canaliculata is the source of this 2412-nucleotide messenger RNA. RefSeq names its product inositol monophosphatase 1-like. The record is from RefSeq and is a predicted model, not a curated record. The coding region runs from base 189 to 1028 and encodes 279 amino acids. Gene Ontology annotation, molecular function: inositol monophosphate 1-phosphatase activity. The transcript has 9 exons. NCBI's taxonomy places the organism in Eukaryota, Metazoa, Mollusca, Gastropoda, Architaenioglossa, Ampullariidae. Gene Ontology annotation, biological process: phosphatidylinositol phosphate biosynthetic process; signal transduction; inositol metabolic process.
UUACAAGCUUUUCUAGUUACCGGAACUCGGUUGUCGGGUCACGUGACAGGUCUGCUAGACUCGGCCCGCCGAGAAAGCUCGACUACACAUGAAAUGCUAGAUUUAAACUGCUUUUGGACGAUUACAGCAGGACGUGACUUACAAGUGUAAGCGAGAAGGCUUGGUUACCGACCCACCCUUGAGAUAUAAUGCCUGUGGAAGUUUCGGAGGAAGAAUUGAACGAUUAUUACGCAGUUGCCCUUGAAGUGGCAAAGAAAGCAGGAGAGGUAAUCCGAAAUGCAUUUUGGAAAGAGAAAACUGUGGAUACCAAGUGCAGCGCUGCAGACCUUGUGACUGCAACAGACAAGGCUGUUGAGAAGCUUUGUUUUUCGCUCAUUAAGGAUAAAUAUCCAGACCACAGGCUUGUAGGUGAAGAGACUGUGUCUGAAGAAGACUGUAAGAUAACCUUGACUGAUCAGCCAAUGUGGGUUAUUGAUCCAGUAGAUGGCACCACCAACUUUGUUCAUAGCAUACCUGAGGUUUGUUUUUCUUUGGGUGUCCUCAUCAACCAGCAGCCCAUGAUAGGCGUGGUGUACCUUCCAGUGACAGAACAGAUGUACACAUCACGCCGAGGACAUGGUGCUUUUCUCAAUGGGAAAAAACUCCAAGUCAGUAGACAGACAGACCUGAAGAAAGCUGUUGUGAUUUGUGAGGGUGGUAGCUCCCGUGAUGAGAAUGUCGUCAAAGUCAAAAUGGAAAACAUUCAUAGGCUUGUUUCUGCCUCUCAUGGAAUCAGGGCAUAUGGAUCAGCAGCACACAAUCUAUGUCGAGUUGCUCAGGGUGCUGGAGAUGCCUAUGUCGAAUAUGGCAUCCAUAUCUGGGACUUUGCUGCUGGCAUGCUUAUUGCGCAGGAAGCUGGGGCAGUUGUUGUCGAUCCCGCAGGUUUACAAGUUGAUCUCCUAAACAGACGCAUUCUUGCAGCAGCAUCUGCUCCUUUGGCUGCACAGAUCUCAUCUUUGCUUAGCCAUCUAGACAUGGGAAGAGACUGAUAGUACCAAGACUGCAUUUUUAUUGCAUGGAUGGUAAAAAUUGCAUUGUGGGGAACACCCUUCAGUCAAAUAGUUGCAAACUGCCCUUACAUCUGCAGUAAAAUCUGUUCUGUCAGCUGAAGUAUGUUCCUACAUAUAGCAAGGAACCUGCAAUGUGAGAACUCUUUUGGGUCAGCUACAAACUUUUCCUACAUGAUAGAAAUCCCAGAUUCCUUCCACCACAAUCUGCAAGAUGUUCCACUCCAUACACUAGAAAAAUCUGUAGUGUAAUGCAAAAAUAAGAACUACAAGAUCUGACAGGUACAAAAAUAGAAGAGUUGCAGAACUUUUUUGAAUGCUUUUAUAUACAGUAAUUCUUCAUGCCAUGUGCUUUAUGAUGCAUAGAGUCUGAUUCAGGAAAAAUUAUGCAAGACAGAUAUGUAACCCCCCCUCCCUCCCAAAAAAAAAUCAAACCAAAAUCUCUAAUCCACACAUGAGAGUUUUGCGAACUGAGACUGCAGUCAACAGCCUGUAAGCAAGACACAGCCAAGGUUCAUUGCAAUAUGACAGAUCCUGCUAACUAUAACACUAUUCAAGUGUUAAAGUGUUUCAGUUCAUGAGCCUAUAAAAAAAAUGAAAAAAAAUGGGUACUUUCUGGCUACACCAGCUGAUGUAAACCAAUCACAUCUCACAAAUUGAAAAUUAAUACCUUGGGUGCACAAAAAUAAUGCCAAACUGUCCACAUGAGACAAGUAAAGAACUGAAUUUUGUCAUGCUGAAAAUGUUUAUUGUAUUAAAUUUUAGCAGAUACUGGCUCAGAAGAUCUCCCCAUUACAGGUUUUUCAGUACUUAAUAAAUUAAUAACUUUAUGACUGCUUUCCUCAGUUUUAUUAUUAAUCCACAGAUCAGAUUGCAGUGCAAAAAUGAUGAUUCAUAUGGUAUCUGUUGUAUUUAUAGCCUUUUAUUAUCAUCCGUCAAAUUCUGGGAUCUCUAUGAUAAAAUGGAUCACAUCAUGUUUUACAUUUUGUGUCGUGUAUCAUCAGAAGCAGUUACGAUAUAUGGUAUAAAUGACAAAAGUUGCAUGACACGAGUAAUUUGUGUAAUUGUCUGUUGCAUGACAUGAGUGAGGCAUGUGUGUGUUUUCACCACCUUUGCUUACAAACAUUUUUUCCCCUUAGACUUAAGAACUCCAGUCUUGUGCUUUUUUUUCAAAGCACGGAAGAAUAAAUCAGUUGUGUUCACAAUGUUGAGGACAGUUCAUCAGUGGCCAAUUGUAACUUUGAUGACAGCUAUAUCAUGCAACAACUUGAUGACAGCUCAUCAGUGACCAAUUUUAACAUGGAUUUAAGCUUAAAUAUUGGAAAAGACAACAGCAAGUAAAAUUGCGCAGUUAUACAUUCUUCAA